UAAAAGGUCAUAGGUUUGCUUCCGGUUAAGAGAAGAAGGAAGUUUAUACUCCCGCAAAGUGUUUUGUAGCCAGUUGAAUUCAUUAAGCCAAUACCGAUGAACGUUACACAUAGUUUUAGUCGUAACCACAUUGGUGGUAAAACAUCGCCCGGUGGAGGGAAAGGUUCUGUUGUUCACACGUAGAUGUCGACCGGAUUCGACACUUCCUCGACGAGAGUCCAUUUUCUCUCUUGUGCCUUUGUAGCUGGCGCCUCUUCAUUCCAUCCUGCCCAGCAUCCUAAGGGCCACCACACAUUCCAUCAUCGUAGCGCUCUCCUUCUGUUCAUCAGUGGUGGUAGGUCAUCCCGGCUCUUCACAACCAGCCAAACCCAAUGGUAUAGCCAACAAAGAGGUCUUAAAGCCACUGGGUCUGGAGAAUCAGUGUGCUGCCUUCCAGUACUGGGUCAACCAAAAUUCAGUGGAAAGUCUUCACCACCGAGCCUCAAGGUGUGCCAUGCCCGGAUCAGCAUCACCAGCCAGCAGCAAGGCCCGGGUGUACACCGAUGUUAACACGGGGAAGAACAGAGAGUACUGGGAUUAUGACACGCAUGUGUCAAAGUGGAGCAAUCAAGACAACUACCAGUUGGUGCGCAAAUUGGGUCGAGGGAAGUACAGUGAAGUUUUUGAGGCCAUUAACGUGAGCAGCAGUGAAAAAGUAGUGGUGAAAAUCCUCAAGCCUGUCAAGUGGAAGAAGAUUAAACGGGAAAUAAAGAUUCUUGAAAAUCUACGUGGGGGGACAAACAUCAUCCGCCUGAUUGACACAGUGAAAGACCCUGUGUCCAGAACACCAGCACUUGUCUUUGAGUGCAUUAAUAAUACAAAUUUUAAGGAGCUUUACCAGAGGCUGACAGACCAUGAUAUUCGUUACUACAUGUAUGAGCUUCUCAAGGCCCUGGACUACUGUCACAGUAUGGGAAUCAUGCACAGAGAUGUCAAGCCUCACAAUGUCAUGAUCGACCACCAGCUGAGAAAGCUGCGUCUUAUAGAUUGGGGUUUGGCAGAAUUUUACCAUCCUGCUCAGGAAUACAACGUCAGGGUGGCCUCUCGCUAUUUCAAAGGCCCGGAGUUGCUUGUGGAUUACAAGCAGAUGUAUGACUAUAGUUUGGACAUGUGGAGUCUCGGGUGUAUGUUGGCAAGCAUGAUCUUUUUGAAGGAGCCUUUUUUUCAUGGCCAGGACAAUUAUGAUCAGUUGGUUCGCAUUGCUAAAGUUCUUGGCACUGAUGAACUUUUUGGCUACCUAAACAAGUAUCGAAUAGAACUGGACAGUCGCUUCCAAGACCUACUGGGACAGCAAACGCGGAAGCGGUGGGAACAGUUCAUCCAGUCAGAGAAUCAACACCUGGUGAGCCCUGAGGCUCUGGACCUGCUGGACAAGCUCCUGCGUUAUGACCACCAGCAAAGACCAACAGCCUUGGAGGCCAUGAAGCACCCAUAUUUCUACCCUGUGGCAAAACAAUCCAAUACUAAUGCCAAUACAGUCAGCACAAAGGAAUUAAGCACCUCCAUUGUGUUAUGAUAAACAGCAGGCAGGAAGAUCUCAAAUCGCAGCGAUCUCUGUCUCCACACCAGCAGCCGUACGGAUGUCACUUUUGCAGCACUCACCGAUCUAUAUUUACUGCUUGGAGUUGAAGACCAAACCUUAAAGAUCAAGUGUGAAGUAAUUUCAGAAAAUGCCAAAUGAAAUCUCUUUACAGCACAAAGUAAUCAUUCAAAUAAUAAUAUCUGAAAAAAUAAUUUCAUAUAUUUGACAAAGUAAUUGUUUUCCUGAAGUGAGGUCCUGGCGAGGGACAAACGCUGAAGUGUGAUGUCAUUUGAAGAACAAUUUGGCAGAAGUCAACUUGGAAAAUGUAAAAAGCCAGUCAAAAAUCGAGUCAGAAAGCCAUAUUUUAAACUUUUUCAUUGCCUCAAAAUACUUUUGGUGUGUGUUCUCAUCAUACUUUUUAAACAUUGUGUUUAUUCUUGCGCAGGACAUCCAGCCUGCUUAUAUUUUUGGACUUUUUUUUUUCAGUUGUCAGGAUGACCCACCUGUUUGCGUAUAGUAAGUAUUUUCUUAAGGGGUCACUCAUCGAAGAUUACCAAGCAUAUGCAUUUUCGUUGAUAAGCGCGUUGCUUUGGGUCUAAUUAAGAACCUGUGUGGUUUGCGUUAAAAAAAAACAAAAAACUAACGAAAGAAUGCUUAAAAUAGUUUGAGCCGUUAGUACAGUAUUACUCAAACAAAUGUUGGCCAAGUUCACUUCACACUUAAUCUUUAAUUUCCCCAGUCUAUCCCUACUGAUGAAACUGUUCUUUGAGCAAAUGACUGUUUUCUAAGAUUACAUCAGGUAUUGUGCUGCAAGCCUGUGCCUGUCAUCUGUUGUGACCAGAGAUCUAGUUCUGAUAUUAGCACUGAGUGGUUUGUAAGAUAUUUUCUACUAUAAAGUGAACAGUAUAUUGAAAGAGAAUAAACCAUUUUUAUUUAAACAUUUGUGUUGGGAUAGUCACUUCAUCUUGAUAGUGAGGAAAUAAGACUAUUUGGGAAGUAUUCUAUUUAAAAACAAAGAAAAAAAGUUUUUUUUUUGCAAAUCUUUAAAGACAUCAUGUGCAGUCUUGAAACUUCUCCCAAGAGCCACUCCCUGGUCUAACCCUAAGAAAUGCCCCAAAUUCAUUUACACACGUCCAUGGUGGCUUGCAAAGGUUGCUACAUUGCUAUUAUUCCUAUUUAAUGUUGGCCUAAACAUGACAAGUUACCAGUUCAAUUUAUGUUCUAUAUUUGGAAUGUACAAUCAGUUAAAACAUAAGCCAACUCUUGGGUUAUAAAGUGACCCAAAAACUUUUUUUUUAAUCACUCAAAAAUCGACCUUUAAAUAACCAUACCUCAGAAAGUGCCCUGAAAACAAACAAAACACUUCACUUAUGCAGAAUAACUGUUACAGAUAAACACCAGGCUUUCCUUAGAUUUUUGAAAAAUCUAUGUUAAAUAUGUUGUAAAAAACACACGCUACAUAACAGUGUUAGCUUAUUUACAGCAGGAGAUGAAAGAAAAAAAAAAAAAAAAUUAUGUAGCAGAUAUUUAUUAAAUACACAGUACAUUCAAGUUCAUGGAAAUCAAUCAAUCACCUUUGUCGUUACCCAAUACUAGGCAACGAGAUGUAAUUAACAGGCUAAAUUUGCCCAAGAAACAUAAAAAACAAUGACUAACAGUGCGUACAGGCUUGUCGGCAUUAGACAUUACGGCGCUCCAAGAUCUUAGAUGGAGAGAGAACACAAGGGAGGAGGGGGAGAAAGAAAGUUGGGGCUCAAUUUACACACUCCUUGAUUGAAGGUAAUUUGAGUCUAGAAAAAACCCUCAGCGCAAACAUGAAACCGAUCAAAAUUCAUCAGGUCUGGCUGCGAUACCACCCCAACCUGGUCCUGGUUUACCUGCCAGAAUGUGUCCGAGGAAUGUUUGAACCAAAAUUAGUUAACCUGAGAUACAUGCAAUUCAAAGUGUCAUUAACAGUAGAAAGUAGCAAGAAAACACAAGAGGAGAAAGCCAUCGAGGUAAGUCAAAUGAUAGUCCCGUGGCACGUUCACUCAUGAUGGACCAACGGCU
Syngnathus acus (greater pipefish) is the source of this 3610-nucleotide messenger RNA. RefSeq names its product casein kinase 2, alpha prime polypeptide a (gene csnk2a2a). The record is from RefSeq and is a predicted model, not a curated record. Gene Ontology annotation, biological process: regulation of chromosome separation; protein phosphorylation. Gene Ontology annotation, cellular component: cytosol; protein kinase CK2 complex; nucleus. The coding region runs from base 494 to 1555 and encodes 353 amino acids. Lineage: Eukaryota; Metazoa; Chordata; Actinopteri; Syngnathiformes; Syngnathidae. Gene Ontology annotation, molecular function: ATP binding; protein serine/threonine kinase activity. The transcript has 13 exons.